This is a messenger RNA of Anneissia japonica, 2040 nucleotides long. Its product is annotated as protein TBATA-like. The record is from RefSeq and is a predicted model, not a curated record. The transcript is spliced from 6 exons. Bases 218 to 1405 code for a protein of 395 amino acids. NCBI's taxonomy places the organism in Eukaryota, Metazoa, Echinodermata, Crinoidea, Comatulida, Comatulidae.
AUUAAAUAUUGACUUAUUAAAAUGUAGGUGAUUUCUUUUACUGUUUCUUAUGUAAUUAAUUAAAAUUUAUUAUGUUAUAUUCUUUUUUCUUUUUUUUUUUUAUUAAAAACUUUUGCUUAUGAUAAAAUACAUUUGCAUUUCUUGCUUUUCUGUCAUACUUUUUUGUCUGUUUUAUUUUUUACUUCUUGUGGAGGGGUGCCAUGAGCGUUUUCUUUAAAUGGAUACCGGCACUUUAAAAGUUUUCAUUAUUAUUACUAUUAUUUUCUUAACAGAAAUAAAUAUGCCAGUGUUUAAUCCAUCAAAUGGUCAACCACUCGUUGUCCCAAACACACUGGGUUACAAUAUGAAAACUAGUAUGUUACCAACGACGAGAAAAGACUUUGCAGGUUCUAGGCCGGCAACAACCUCAGGCACCAGGUUUGGACAACUCAGCCAAAAUCCAUUCUUCAGGCACAACCCACAUCCAGGACGUGUCCGCCACAUCAAGGGUUUGCUAGACGUCCCGAUUUGUUCAGUACAUGAUGAUGGGUAUUUGUCAAACGCAAGAUAUGGGAAAAACAAACCUUCUACUGCCGAGAGCCGAAGACUAUAUUCUUACAGCAUUCCCCCAACAAUUAACAGACAUAAUUAUAAGAUUCAGAACCUCAACCCAACAAUUAACUCUCAAAUGUUCCCAAUCAACACAAUCACUGGGCUUAGUACAUACCCAUUAGGUUUCAAAGAAAAAGCUGAUCCAAGGUUUGGUGUUAUACCAAUGACAGACACAUGGCGUGACGAAUUACGGGAGCUUACUGAGAAAGCAGGGCUAGGCCUUCCAAAAGAAUUACGAGAACAGCAACAAGAACAGCCUCGUAGGACUUCUGUUUACUCAUCCGACACAGGCCGACUAAUACCACCACCGUCUCGGGCUAUGCAGCGGGGAUUCUCAAGGCAAAGACAACGGGAACCGCAACAUUUUAAUCAUAUCCAACCUGAACAAGCUAAUGAAUCCCUUGUAUUGGAAAUGCUUUGUCAGAUUCUACAAACAGACUCUGUUAGUGCUAUCCAGUCUUGGUUGGUUUCAGCGAAUUCCAGAGAGAAGGAUUUAGUGCUGGACAUGAUUCGAUCAGCUGUGGUAACAGAAGAAGAGCGCCUUCAAAAACAGCAGUUCGAUCCUGCCUCUUACCAACAACCACCAUCUAAUAUGAAUUUACAAAAUGGAUAUGGCGAAGUAGACAAAUUCUAUGAAGAUGAUCACACAAGGUUCUCUCGCUAUGCUUACGAUAAUGACAACGGACGGAAAAACUUCUCUCCACAAAAGUCAAAGGAAAACCAAGGAAAAUCGUCCAAAGCAGAGAUUCUGAGAGUUCAUACCCCACGUGCAGAAUCACCAUCAAAAGGUAGCCCAAAACCAUCCAGCCGCUAAAUGAAGAACACCAAACAGUAGACAGUAUGGAGACUAAUCAAUCAGUCUUGAACACUAGAGGGUGUAGGUCAACAAUGCUAUCUAUUCACAGCAGUACAUUUGGCAUUAUUUUAUCCGAAAAAUUGUGUCCCAAAAAUGGGCCAGUUUUGACAAGUUAUUACAGGAUUCUAAGAAUAGUUUUAAAGAAAUCAAGUAAAUAUAACUUUUUUCAAAAUUGUUAUUUUGUGUUAACAAACGCAAUGUGAAGGAAAGUAACAAUCACAUAGUGUUUGUUAUUAAACAUAAUAAUUUAGAUUCAUUGAGAUUGAAUUUUAUCAAAAUUUAAAAUAAGAUGAAAUAUGAUAUAUAUGUAACUAAGGUGAUAACUUACUAAGGUGAUACCACACUAAAAUGGGUCACCAUUCCCAUUAAAACAUCUUAGUGCAACUCAAAUGAGUUAAGGUCAGACCUACUGUAUAAGGUUUCACUACCUUGGAUUCAAUGGCAUUAUAGAAGGCACUAAUCUGUUUUAAGCUUCAUUAUAAUUGCCAAGAAAUCGGCUCCAAGUGUAGAAAAGGAUGAGUUUUUGCCAUAUGAAUGGAGUAUUUACAGUAAUAUACUGAACCAGAACUAAAGGGAUUGAGGAAGCAUCACCA